Arachis stenosperma is the source of this 678-nucleotide messenger RNA. RefSeq lists its product as uncharacterized. The record is from RefSeq and is a predicted model, not a curated record. The transcript is spliced from 2 exons. Gene Ontology annotation, biological process: DNA integration. Gene Ontology annotation, molecular function: nucleic acid binding. The coding region runs from base 1 to 678 and encodes 225 amino acids. NCBI's taxonomy places the organism in Eukaryota, Viridiplantae, Streptophyta, Magnoliopsida, Fabales, Fabaceae.
AUGGGGUACGAAGAUCGACAUAUACCUCAGGAACAAAAUGCUCGAGCUGAUGCACUUUCGAAACUAGCUAGCAUCAAACCAGGGGACAACAAUAGAAGCCUCAUCCAAGAAACACUGGAAAACCUAUCAACCUCGGAAGAAGAGAAGGGCCUAAACAUAACGGACCAAGACCAAGGGUGGAUAACACUCAUAAUUAACUACCUCAAAUCCAAAACACUCCCUGUAGAUAAAAAGGAGGCAAAAAGGCUUAUACGAGAAGCACAAUAUUACACCCUAGUGCACAACGUCCUAUACAGGAGAGGGUUCUCAAUGCCCCUCCUAAAAUGCGUCCCGACUUCCUCCACAAAAGAAGUCCUUGAAGAAGUCCACAGUGGCAUGUGCGGCAACCAUCUCGGGGCACGAGCUCUUUCGAAAAAGUGGAUUGAGGCAGAGCCAUUGGCCGUCGCCACCGCCCAAAGACAUCGGAAGUUCCUAUACAGAAACAUUGUCACAAGGUUUGGAGUCCCCUUCUCUAUCACCACGGACAAUAGUACUCAGUUCACUGACACGGGCUUCAGAAACCUGGUAGCUGAUCUGAAAAUCAAGCACCAGUUCAUCUCAGUGGAACACCCACAAGCCAACGGACAGAAAGAAGCCGCCAACAAAGUCAUAUUGGCUGGGUUAAAACGUAGACUUUAG